UUGACGCAGCACCGACAGGCGGAUUGCUCGGCUCACGGACCCUGAUAGAGCAGAACGGACCGUUUGGACAGACGUGCGCGCGUCCGGAGGUGUGACUGGAUCUGGAUCGAACCGUAGGACGGACUGUGAGUGAUGAGGGCGUCGAGUACGCGCGUCGCGCACGGCUCUGCAGCUGAGAACACGCAGGUGGAUCCGCCAGAACUUGGACUGGCUGAGCCCAGACAGCCGAGUCCCUGAUCUCUGCCAUCUGCCUGUUGUGGUUCUGGCAUCCGGGAUCAUGGACCUCCCGCAGGAGUACUCUUUGUUCUUGGUCCGGAUGCUGGAGGAGCUGGACGUUAAGCACCGGACCAUGUCCUACCAGGACCUGUGCAAGGCUCUGUGCGCGCGCCUGGACCUGGCGCACCUGUCCAGGCUCCGCAGCCUGCUCUUCCACACCGCCUGCCUGGACCCGGCCUUCCCCGCUACGCUGUUCAAGGACAAGCUGCGGGGUUCCCUGGAGGACCCGCAGUCCACCAAGCUGAUGCUGGCCGCGGACGUGGUCGCCAUGUUCAACCUGAUCCAGAUGAACGGGGGCGUGACCAGAGACAAACUUCCCCCCGUCCACCGGCCCAGAAUCCACAAGCACCAGUCCGUGGAUGCGCACAGUGACUGCGAGAGGGGCGGGGCCUACGCGGACCCCCGCCUCCAUCACCAACAUCCUCAGCAUCCUUCUGGUCCCAGACCACCUGAGCGCCAGCAGGUUUUUCUGGGGGUCAGCAAGGACCUGAAGUGCAGAGCGGCCUCUCUGGACAAGCUGCACCACCUGCCCCAGUACCCGAGUCCGCCUUCCCCACCCUGCCACGUGCAGAUCUCCUACUUCCCCAUGGAGGUAGAUCCGGAUUCAACCACAGAGCAGGACUCCCCACAGCACCUGGGCCCCCCUGACACCCGGUGUACGCGCCCCUGCAGCCAGAGGAGGAACAUCUUUAAGGAGGACUUCCACAACAUGCCGACCUUCAGUCCACAGAUCAUAAGUCUGGAGUGCAAACAAGGCAUCAGGGGCAACCCUAGGAGGGAGCUCCACAAGCCGGCUACUUUCUUCAACCACAGCUUUGAACUGCCAUACUCUAAUCCCUACUUUGAGCCAGCUCUCAACUCCCCUCUCCAGGACCGACGGCGGGUCAAGCACGAGAGCCUGGAUGAUUUGCAGGCAUCAACCUACUUUGGCCCGACCACAGUGUCUGAGUGUGUCAGCAGUCGGAAGCACUUUAAUAAGGCAGGGAAGCAGUCAGCGUGGCCAAUGAAGAGUCUCAGUCUCAACACAGACGAGGGGCCUCUGGACUUUGACAGGUCACUUGCGACCAGCAAACCACAAGAAAACCAGCAUAAUGUUUGUAUCAUCACGAGCGACAAUGAGCAGAAUUUCCAGAGCCCAAAAGGAAAAGUUGCCGCGUCACCCUCAAGCUUUGCAAAGAAAACCAAUGGCACCAAAACCAAGGAUGUGUCACUGAUGGCAAAUGGACCUGUGGAUAAAAGAGAGGCAGGGAAAAGGUUUUGGGACAAAGCCAUGAAGAGUCCUUCCUUUCAGGUGGGGGACUGUUCCUCCAGUGUUGGCACUCAAACAGAAAAGAAGAAGAAGGCCAAAGAAUACCCUGUAAAGUAUGGAGAAAGAGAGAGACACACUUUCAAACGCCCAGAGGACGAAUCAGAGAUGCUGAGUGAUGACAUAAGCGAUAUUUUCCGUUUUCUGGAUGACAUGAGUGUUUGUGACUCUCUGGGUAUAGUCCAGUCAUCGUGCUACAACAGUAACGGCUCUCUCUCACAGGGAACACUAAAGUCUGAUGCUGACAGCUCCCCUGAACGAAAUACUGUCAAACUCGCCAAGUCCAAGCUGGACCGCCUCUUCCAUUCACUUGAAAAUUCUGAUGAUGAGCUGAAAUCUAGUGUUUGUAAACUGGUGAUGAGAAUCGGUGAAAUAGAGAAGAAGCUUGAGUCGUUGUCAGGCGUCCGAAGUGAAAUCUCCCAGGUGCUCUGCAAACUCAACAAACUGGAUGAGAAGAUCCAGGAACCAGAUGCCAAUGGGAGACAUGGUGAGACGACAUUAGCUUCUGGAUCCAGUGACACGCCUGAAAAACCACUCCCCCUGUCACAUACUGACUCCACCCUUUCUCCCCAUGUUUUCCAGUGCCACACCACAGGUCACAAAGCCAAAAUGGACAGUGGCAGCUUGGGGGAGUGGUACUACUCUGAUGGAAGCAACAGCAACAGCCUCAGAGUGAAGGCUCUGAAGAAGAGCAUGUUCAUCCGUAGGUCAUCCCAUUCACUCAAUGAGGAGAUUGGCGCAGAUGAGUCUAAGGUUACUGCAAUCACCAACUCGCCACGUGAUUGGAGGACAGUGUCCUACUCCUGCCAUCCUGGAGAGGACAGCAAAGACCAAGACAGAGACAUCAAGGACAGACACAAGAAAUCCAAAGAGGCAGAACGUCUGUAUGAGCUACCACAGGCCCUCCGCACCCCAAAACCUUCAAAGGAAACCUACCUGAUGGAGCAGGUUUUCUCACCACAUCCCUUCACUCCGUCCUUCAAGGCCCAUGUGAAGGACAGCCCCCUGUACACCGACCUGAGGAUCAGCAAAGUGCCGGACACCAAGCGGAGCCAACCGUCCUGGACCAUUGAGGAGUACAAACGCAACUCAGGAGAGAAAGGAAAGCCGCUCAGUGCUCUGGACCUGCAGACUGCUGAGUCCUUGAACCCAGACAAUCUGGAUUACUGGAUGGAGGACGUCUACACGCCGGGCUACAAUUCGCUGCUGAAGAGGAAAGAGGCAGAGUUCAGGAGGGCCAAAGCGUGUAAGAUCAGCGCACUGAUCGCCGCCGCGGCCUGCACUGUGAUCCUGGUCAUCGUGGUUCCGAUCUGCACCAUGAGGACAGGAUGAGCGGAUCCUGGACCUCAGCAGUUCCAGCUACUCCACAGUCGCUGUGGGAUGGGCAUGGGCCACCAGAAGUGCC
Messenger RNA from Thalassophryne amazonica, 2987 nucleotides. RefSeq names its product membrane integral NOTCH2 associated receptor 1 (gene minar1). NCBI's taxonomy places the organism in Eukaryota, Metazoa, Chordata, Actinopteri, Batrachoidiformes, Batrachoididae. Gene Ontology annotation, biological process: negative regulation of cell population proliferation; negative regulation of TOR signaling. Gene Ontology annotation, cellular component: plasma membrane. The record is from RefSeq and is a predicted model, not a curated record.